CAUUUGUUUUAUGAAUUUCAAAAGUUUGACGUUUUUACAAACCGUUUUUAUGUUCACGUUAAAAACUGUCUUCAUCGCAAUUUACUUUGAAUCAUUGUACGCAUACCUAGCAAAAUGUUGUUUUCACCGGCAGCACGUUUGUUGAAUUCGGAGAACUCCGAAACUAAGGUUCUCAAGAAAGUCGGCAAUAAUCUUUCAGUUCGCAAGCCUUUUGCGGAUAAAGAUGUGAACGGUAAAUCACCAGUGAAAUCACCCAAAAAACUGGGAAAAACGCCCGCCAAAAAGGCCCCCCAACCACAAGAAUUUUCCAUCGAAGACUUCACUUGCUCAUAUAAAACAGAGGAUGAUUUUGAAGAUGAAUUUUGGCUAAACCCCAAAGAGCAACUUGAAAAUGACCUCAAAUAUUAUUGUUAUGGAGCUGGAGGUUUAGAAACUCCUCCUCCAGAGUUUGAACCAACAUUUGAAGAAGUACCUAUAUCUCCACUGCAAGUUUCUGAUGAUCCAUUUGAGAUAUUUCAUAAAGAGGUAUGCAAGAAACUUGAGGAACAUCAGUUUGAACUUGAAGAUAUUGAUAUAACAUAUAUUGAUUAUGAUGAAUUUAAUGAUUCUGUUUAAAAAUGCUUAUCUACUGUUAGUAUAAGUUAUUUUGGUAUUUUAGUAGUUUUUUUACAAAUAAUGUAUAUUGUAUUUGACAAACAAACAUAUAUUACUAAAAUGACUUUCACCUUGUAGAAAUAGUUUAUGUUUGUGUAUUUAUGUUUCUAAAUUUUACUGUAAUGUAAUAUUUAUAUUCUCUUUUCAUUAAUAAAGUUUAAUCUAGA
This is a messenger RNA of Aethina tumida (small hive beetle), 821 nucleotides long. RefSeq lists its product as uncharacterized. The transcript is spliced from 3 exons. NCBI's taxonomy places the organism in Eukaryota, Metazoa, Arthropoda, Insecta, Coleoptera, Nitidulidae. The record is from RefSeq and is a predicted model, not a curated record. The coding region runs from base 115 to 615 and encodes 166 amino acids.